Formica exsecta is the source of this 1669-nucleotide messenger RNA. Its product is annotated as dnaJ homolog subfamily C member 1-like. The transcript has 7 exons. The coding region runs from base 225 to 1532 and encodes 435 amino acids. Lineage: Eukaryota; Metazoa; Arthropoda; Insecta; Hymenoptera; Formicidae. The record is from RefSeq and is a predicted model, not a curated record. Gene Ontology annotation, cellular component: endomembrane system.
CUUUCAUACGUAUCCACCGUAUCGUAAUUCUGACGUAUCGUAAUUUCGAAAAAGAGAGAAGAGAGAAGAGAUAAUUGCAAUGUGGCACUCUUGCGUCAAAAAAAAUUUCUAACCUAAGAUGCCGAAAAGCAGAACGUUAUGUCCUAAUAAAAUUUGAGAUUUCGCAUCGAAACCAAGAAACGCGCGCGUGUAUUAAUAAUUAUGUCUAUAUUCGGUGGAUAAAAAUGAAUGUACCAUUGAUCAUUUUUGAAAUUUUCUAUUUUCUGAGUAUCUUGUUUAGAUUCUCCCAUGCAUGGGACAACGAUGAAUUGGAGGUGUUCGACGUGGUCGAGGAGGUCAAUCAAAAUUUUUACGAUGUCUUGGGCAUUACACAGUCCGCGAACGCAUCGGAGAUCAAGAAAGCUUUUAGACGUUUAUCGUUGCAGUUACACCCGGAUAAAAAUCCGGCAGAGGAUGCGGAACAACAAUUUAGAAAGUUAGUCGCUGUUUAUGACAUUCUAAAAGAUUCUGGAAAGCGACAGAAAUAUGAUAAUGUACUCGUUAAUGGUUUGCCAAAUUGGCGAUCGGCAGUGUAUUACUAUCGUCACGUUCGAAAAAUGGGACUAUUGGAAAUGAGUAUUAUUUUGUUCACACUUAUCACGAUAGGACAAUAUCUUGUAUCAUGGGCAGCAUAUUUCGAGAAACGAUAUACUUACGAACAAGUUUUAGGUAGCAAGCUUCAAAAGAUGCAAAAGAAAAGCAGAAAGAGCAAAAUGGAUGUACCAGAUUUGGCAGACAUCUUGGAAAAAAUUCCUACUCCAACUAUGUGGAAUACUCUUCCAUUUCAAUUACCAAGAUGGAUAAUAGGUUCAAUAGUAGCUAUACCUUCUACCAUUCGUCUGAUUGCUCAACUCUUGAAAGAGAGAAAAGAGAGGAAAAAGCAGGAGGAAGAGGAGGCAUUAGCACAGGAGAAUGAGCAACCAGAACCAGAAACAACAUCGCGCGGCGUUAGAAAACGUAGAUCUGGUUUUACACUACAAGAGAGAAGUAGCGGCAAUUUUAAAGAUGCCGUAAAAAAAGAAGACUGCAAUUACACGAAUCAUGUCUGUGAAAAGCCAACGAUAUCUGGUGGCUUGUGGACUGACAAUGACAUAUUGGAGCUGAUAAAAUAUGUGAAAAAAUACCCUGGUGGAACUCCGGAACGAUGGGAGAAAAUCGCGAGUGUUAUGAAUCGCUCUGUCGCGGAAGUGACACAUAUGGCUAAAAAGGUAAAAGACGAAGGUUUGAAACCUAUUGAAUUAAUUGAGGAGGAAGUUGUAGAAGAAAGACCAAAGAAGAUUAAGACCCGCAGCGAAAAUACAGUCAGUACUGUCGAAUGGAGUCAGGAACAACAGAGAGCAUUAGAGGCGGCUCUCACGAAAUACCCCAAGGGUGCAUCCGUAGAUAGAUGGGAAAAAAUUUCAAAUUGCGUCGAAGGGAAAACAAAAGAAGAAUGCCAAGCGCGCUAUAAACAAUUGGUAGAAUUAGUGAAAAAGAAGCAACAAUCUCAAUAGUUCUACUAAUAUGAGAUUCUGUUUUUCCGAAGACUUUGUAUAUUAUCAAGCCAAGAAAUAGUAUUUUAUUGAACUAUAGCACAAGUGCGGAAACAAAAAAAAAAGUGAUAUCUCCCAAAUAUAUUGAUCCUCAUUUA